AUGCUGGCAGUCAAGCUCCUGAUGGCUGCCCUUGUUGGCGCUAUCACCACUACUGCCUCCCACGUCAAUAUCACCUUCUCUCGAAACUUUGCCACUGAAAAACUCAACAUCAAUUCAUCCUAUGAUCUGAAUGAAUUUGGAUACCUUGGUAGCCGAUUGCCCAAGGUCUACGGACUUGGUCAUAAUGGCUCGGGAGCAGUCUAUCUUCCCCACGAAAGCUUCGACGAAUUCAAACCUAUUCUGGCAGGCAAGAACAACGCCUCUGCUAAGUAUUUAGGUCAACAGGAGAAACUUAUUCAAAGCACCAAGCGAUCCGCAACCGGUGUUAUCGGCAUGGUGCUGCGGAACACCGCCGGGGAGGGCGAUACCUACGUUAUAGAGGCCGAGCACACUGUCUGCCACACUGGGAACAAAGCCCCAUGGCAUUAUGCUGUUGUCCACCACAUCACUGAUGCUUAUAUCACCUUCUGGAAGAGUGAUGCCUGCAAUGGCCACAAAGGAAGCUUCAACCCUGUUUGCUAUUACUACGACAAUCCCGCGGAGGUCUGCGUUUUCGAUUUCAAGCCUAAAUAG
Messenger RNA from Penicillium pulvis, 573 nucleotides. RefSeq lists its product as uncharacterized. The coding region runs from base 1 to 573 and encodes 190 amino acids. NCBI's taxonomy places the organism in Eukaryota, Fungi, Ascomycota, Eurotiomycetes, Eurotiales, Aspergillaceae. The record is from RefSeq and is a predicted model, not a curated record. The transcript has a single exon.